This is a messenger RNA of Microcebus murinus (gray mouse lemur), 2826 nucleotides long. The record is from RefSeq and is a predicted model, not a curated record. Lineage: Eukaryota; Metazoa; Chordata; Mammalia; Primates; Cheirogaleidae.
UGGAGGCUCCGGCGGACACUCCGGCGCGGCGCAACCCGAAGGCCCCACGGGGCGUCCCUUCUGUGGCCAGGGACGCCGAGGCUCAGAGACGGACAUUCGCACGCGGAUCACGGAGGCGGAACUUCCCGUUUCCGCCGGCCCGGGUAACCUCCCGGACACCGCCCCUGGCCCAGCGACGUGUUCCCUCCGUCAGCCUGCCUUUUGGCCAUCUGGCUCAGCUGUCCCAUCAUUGCAGAGCCUUGUGACCUUUGAAGAUGUGGCUGUAUAUUUCUCCCAGGAUGAGUGGGGGCUCCUUGAUGCAGCCCAGAGGCACCUGUACCACAAAGUGAUGCUGGAGAACUUUGAGCUCAUGACCUCACUUGGUUGUUGGCAUGGACUGGAGGGUGAGGAGGCCCAUCCCAAGCAGAAUGUUUCUAUAGAAGAGGUGUCACAGGUCAAGAUCUCCAAUGCAGACCUUUCCACCCAGAAGGUUAACUCCUGUGACAUGUGUGGGCCAUUCUUGAAAGACAUUUUGCACCUAGCUGAGCAUCAGAGAACACACCCUAAGGAGAAAGCCUACACAUGUGGAACAUGUGGGAGAGACUUUGGGUUCAAUGUAGACCUUCAGCAGGACCAGAAGGAGCUCAGCAGAGAGAAGCCCUUCAGAUGGUACAAGGACAGGGAUUCAUUUGUGAAGAGCUCUAAUGUCCACCUGUCAGAGAAGCCCUUUGCUUGCGGGGAAGGUAGGAAGGCCAUUCUGGACAGCCAUGAUCUCCAGCAUCAGGCCAUUGACAGCAGGACAAAGCCAUAUUUCAAUUUUGGACAGCUCCCAGAAAUCCAUACCACACAGAAACUCUUUAAGAGCAACAACUGUGGAAAAGCCUUCCUAAAGACCUCCACCCUCCCCAACCACCUGAGAACUCAUUCUGGUGAGAAAUCAACCUUUGUUAAUCAAAUAUUGCACACUGCAGAAAUAUUCCAUGUGUGUAAGGAGUGUGGGAAGGCCUUUAGUAACCUGUCUAAAUUGAGGAAGCACCAGAACUUUCACACUGGAGUAAAAUAUUAUGAGUGCAGUGAAUGUGGGAAAACUUUCAGCCACAAACUCAUAUUUGUUCAUCAUCAGAGAAUUCACACAGGAGAAAGACCUUAUGAGUGUGGUGACUGUGGGAAAGCCUUCAAUAACAGGUCACACCUCAUUCGGCAUGAGAAAGUUCACACUGGAGAAAGGCCUUUUGAGUGCCUCAAAUGUGGAAGAGCCUUCAGCCAAAGCUCCAAUUUCCUUCGGCACCAGAAAGUUCAUACCCAAGUAAGACCUUAUGAGUGCAAUCAAUGUGGUAAAUCCUUCAGCCGAAGCUCUGCUCUCAUUCAGCACUGGAGAGUUCACACUGGAGAAAAACCUUAUGAGUGCAGUGAGUGUGGAAGAGCUUUUAACAAUAACUCCAACCUUGCUCAGCACCAGAAAGUUCAUACCGGAGAACGUCCAUUUGAGUGCAGCGAAUGUGGAAGAGACUUCAGCCAAAGCUCCCACCUUCUUCGACAUCAGAAAGUUCACACUGGAGAACGGCCCUUUGAAUGCAGUGAAUGUGGUAAAGCCUUCAACAAUAGCUCUACCCUCAUUCAGCACCAGAAAGUACAUGCUGGGCAAAAGCCUCAUGAGUGCAGUGAAUGUAGAAAGGCCUUCAGCCGCAGCUCCAGCCUAAUUCAGCACUGGAGAAUUCACACUGGAGAAAGGCCUUAUGAGUGCAAUGAGUGUGGGAAAGCCUUUGCUCACAGCUCCAGUCUCAUUGAGCACUGGAGAGUUCACACAAAAGAAAAGCCUUAUGAGUGCAAUGAAUGUGGGAAAUUCUUUAGCCAAAACUCCAUUCUCAUUAAACAUCAGAAAGUUCACACUGGAGAAAAGCCUUAUAAGUGCAGUGAAUGUGGGAAAUUCUUUAGCCGAAAGUCCAGCCUCAUUUAUCACUGGAGAGUUCACACUGGUGAAAGGCCUUAUGAAUGCAUUGAAUGCAGGAGAACCUUCAGCAGUAACUCCCACCUGGUUCGUCAUCAGAGAGUUCACACACAAGAAAGGCCCCAUGAGUGCAGCCAGUGUGGGAAAGCUUUUAGUGAGAGAUCCACACUUGUUCGACACCAGAGAGUUCAUAACAGAGAAAGGACUUAUGAGUGCAGCCAAUGUGGGAAAAUCUUCAGCCGCCUUUGUAACCUUGCUCAGCAUAAAAGGAUUCAUUCCUAAGUGGAUCUUUAUGGAAGCAGAGUUUGUGAGAAAAUUUUCAGCCAAGUCAAACUUCAUGCAGCAGAAUCCCUGCCCCAGAGAAAUUACCUAUAUGUGCUACUAAUGUGGAAAAGCCUUUAGAAGCUACUCUAUCCUUUCUGAUUAGCCCAGGAACCUUGGCAGAGCCAUCUCACCCUAGAACAUAAAACAGAAUCCAUAACCACUUUCUAUCCUGCCUGGAUCCAGAUAUUUUCAGCAGUCCUCUCCUCAUGCAUGGGCAAAACAGCUCCUUUUGUCUCCUUUCCCCUUUCCUGGAGGGAAAUCAAGAUUGUCCUCAGCCCACUGCAGGUGGACUUCAAGAGAACAUCUCUGCUUCGAGGAAGCAUGCUCCUGCACAACCCAACAGCCCAUGCAAGAAGGGACAGGAAUGACGUCCUGAACAUGGUGGCAUCCAGGUGAAAGGUGAUGUGCUUAUACUACAGCAAGUCCAUAUCUUACACUCCAGGUCAGCCAGUGCAGACUAUGGAGAAGGGCAUGUUAAAAUUCGUCAGUGGUACUGGCAGAGAGAUAGCCAUGCAGAUCACGUAUCCCUCAAGAAAUGGCACAAUUGGCAACUGUGACAAGAGCUUAACCUUUUA